AAAUUGUAUCUAACGGAGCUCCCCGAACCCCGGCCUCGUGACCCCCUGAUUGGCUGCCCGGCGGCGGGCCCGGGGGUCUGAUGGCGAACGCCGCCGAGGACGCUCGGCUCUCCAAAAAUUACACUUUCAGAGAACCACGGAAAUGGGAAACGUUCGGACGGGGAGUUGCGGGGGGGCGGGGGGGAGCUGGAGUGUACUGUUUUUUUCUUCCAUAAAGGACUUUCGAAUGGUUCCAAAAUGUGUAUUAAAACUAAAACCGGAGAGGCAGUUUUCUCAAAAAUUGCGAUUCUACGGGGCUGAAAUGGCAAGACUUUUUGUGUGUUUGCCCCUGUUCUCUACUGGUUGAAAACUGACUGUAGUAUCUAGGUUUUUUGUUUUGUUUUGGGGCUUUUUUGUUUUUUAAUUUUAACAAAUUUUUCAGCUUCAGCUACAUGUUUGUUCGAUGCAGAUGACGGGAGAACUGUUUCUUUUAUUUUGAUGAAGAGAAACUUUGAUUUUUCUUAAGGAUGAGCUCCUCCACAUUGUCCAUAAAAAUUGGAUGUAUUUAAAUUUUUAUUCACAUCUAACUUCAGAUACAUAGGAUUUGGUAAUUCAGCCAUUGCUGUAGAUUUAAAACUUGAUUUACAGGAAAUUUACGUUGCUUAAUUUAGGCAGUACAACAGGAUCUUUUAGAAAGACAAGUUUCAAAUAUUGGAAUUGAUAUUAAAUAUAUGUAUGAAUUUUAUUCUCAACAAUUUUUAUCAAAUUGUUUUGACCUUUAGGAGAGAGCCAAUUCUGGAGAACAACCUAACUUCUUUGAUUGAACAUUCACAUAAUGCAUUGGAACAUGAUAGGAGAUUAAGGUUUAAUGAUAGAAUGAAGACCAUAAUAGAACAGUUCCCCUACGUAGCCCAGCAAUUCUUAUGUUGCCUGUAUUUUGACACUGCCACUAUGUCCCCUCCAAAAGUUGCAUCCGACUUAUAUGCCUGGUCUGAUGACUUCUAUCUUUUUAUGACUCCUAAAUUAUGGAGAAAUGGGAAUCGUGAUUUGCUGAAUGAUGAUAAUGAGCUGAUACAUAAAGCAACCAGCACUGCACCCGACCUGUAGCGAUUAAGAAACCAUGUCUACGGUUACGUGGAAGAAGAGAGCCGUGCCACUGGGCUUGCAGCUGCCCCGGCUUUGUGUACCUGCUGCCCAAGCGUGACAGGCUCAAACUGCCCAUGCAGCAGAGGAGGCGAGGACCGUAAUUUAUGCUUUUCUAUACCCAGCCGGGGUGACCUUUUGAAAAGAUUAUAUCCUACCGCUCUCUACCCCCUUCCCUGUUAUUAGGGAAGAGAGAGAAAAAGGGGGAAAAAAUCACGCUCAACGAAAGGAAAACUUUGCAGGUUUCUUUCUUUUUUUUUUUUCUAAGCCUCUAUAAUUUCAGAGAUAACGAUUGAAUAUCCAAAAUAUUCCAUUAAGAAGGGAAAAAAAGUCUGUCUGCAAAUCUACAAUCAUCACUAAAGAUAGAAACUUACCUAAGGCCUGAUGAGAUUGAAGGUAUUAGCCCCUUGGUUUGAAGAAAAUUCCAGAUUCCAUAUAGUUUAGUUGCACAGGGAAGUUCACGCAUCAAAUGGAGCAAAUAGCAAAAAUCAGUUGGCUUCUGAAGAGAAUGAGAGACGCUACAGCAACAGUAAACUCGGCCUUUAGUUGUGCUGUUUCUGUAGUUGGAAAGAAGAAUUGUUGAGAAUAAAGCGAAAUGUCAGAGGCAAUUAAGAUGAUGGUGGCACGUGCUUAUAAUUGUAUCCCCAGGAUUGCGCUGGGCGCCGAGGGCCCUAAUCAAGGGGUUUCCCGUGGGGUUGACGAGACCAGCCUUAAACACAGGAGGUAGACCUGUAACAGCACGUGGCGGGGGCUGUUCAAGGCUCAAGACAGGCCUGCAGGGAGGUGACAGAAACAUCAGGCAAGUUCUCACAGGGGACGUGGGAAAUGCAACAUUUAAAGGUAAUAGGAUUCUGGGCACGCGGCUCGCCCAGCCAGUGGAGCCUGGGACUCUUGAUCUCAAGGUUGUGAGUUCAAGCCCUACACUGGGUGUGGUGAAACCUACUUAAAAAUAAGUAAAUAAAUAAGAAAUAAAGACCGAAGGAUUUGAAGAUGAGAAAGAGGAGCCCUGGAAGUGAGGAACACAGCUCGGGGUUGGAAUGAGCUUCGCUGACGCGGAGUCGGUGAAGAGCAUGGCCUGGCUUGAAAAUAAAGUUUGAGGCCAAAGCACGUAACGUGUGGGACGUCACAAUAAAGAGUUGAACGUCAUCCUGUAAUGAAACGGAAACCACUGAAUAAUUAUUUAUGUGGCACUGAUAAGAGGAAAGCAGAAUUUUAGAAAGGUUGAUCGGAUUAUAGGAUCUAAGAUUUAAGAGAGAAGAAAUUUCCUUUAUUUUGUUUUUUUUUUAUUUUUUUAUUUCCUUUAUUUUGAUACCUCUGAGGUUUGUUGUUGAAAAUCAUAGAUUUUUUUUAAAUGCAAUAAUGUGUACAAAAGUACAGCAUAUAUGGGUAAGUCUUCCUGAACCCUUUAAUACCACAUAAUUGUUCAUUAAGUUCUUGAUUUGUAAAUAAAGUACAAUAUAGAGAGAAUUAAUUAUGAUGUUUUUUCCUAAAAUCCAAUAAGAGAAAAUUACAUGUAUAUAUGUAUGUAGAUUUAUAUGUCAAUCAUAUAUAUAAUUUUUUUAAUCUUAACUACAUUGUAUGCCUAAUUAUUAAUACACUGUUGGCUACAUUUUAGAGUGUGCCUUACUAGAGCUUUAAAAAUUGCUGCAUGUAUAUAUUCUGAAAUGUACUCCUCUGUUUUGAUAUUUUAACAAUGAUUAAUUAUGUUCAAUCGUGUUAACUAAAUUUUGGGGAGAUUUAAUUCCCAUACAUGUAGAACUUUAUUCUUGAUGAAGAGUGGCUCUGUGCGGGCUUUGAGGGUUUUUAAUUCAGGUAAAGUAAUAGAUAUUGUGUAUUUACAGUUGUUUCAGAGUAAUUAAAUUUGUAGAGACUUUAUUCUGGGAUCUUUCUAUUGAGUUCAUCAAUCCUUAUGUGCUCUGUUUUUAUCUUGAAAAAUGUCCAUUUUGAUGAUAGAGUUGUAUAAUUUCAACUUAGAAGAGGACUUUCAUCCUGUUCUAUGGGGUAUUUUUAGCAAUAUUUCUUCCCCAGAUAGAGAUGCCUCAGGGGUGGGGGUUCUGGAGUCUUCAGCAGGUGGAUUCCUGUACCUUCAACACACUCCACGUUAGGUGGAGGCAGCAGCACAUUUCCUAGAGCUUUGGUUCCGAUGAUCUGGAUUUAUCAGGUACCCGUCUUCACAGCAUCGCACAAGGAAUACGUGCUUCCUGCGGGUUUUGUUUUGUUUUAAAGAUGUUAUUUAUUCAUCCAUGAGACAGAGAGAAGCAGAGACACAGGCCAAGGGAGAAGCAGGAUCCAUGUGGGGAGCCCAAGGUGGGACUCGAUCCCGGGACCCUGGGGUCAUGGCCUGAGCCCCCCAGACGCCCCUGCUUCAUGGUGUUUGAAGGGAGCCUGCUCAAGUCUCUCUGACAUCAGAGCACGUGGUAAUAAAUGCCUUGUCCCAAA
Canis lupus familiaris (dog) is the source of this 3561-nucleotide messenger RNA. RefSeq lists its product as uncharacterized. The coding region runs from base 715 to 1086 and encodes 123 amino acids. NCBI's taxonomy places the organism in Eukaryota, Metazoa, Chordata, Mammalia, Carnivora, Canidae. The record is from RefSeq and is a predicted model, not a curated record. The transcript has 7 exons.